CUCCAAGCGCCAGACAGACCGGUCUUGAAGGUCACAUGUGCUUACAUAACCUAACCUCACUCACUGACAGUCGCUUUGCUGUUGCAGACAGAUCAACAUCAACAUGGUGUCCUGGCUCUUCUGUACGCUCCUCGCCGCCCCUUUCCUCCUGGCUGCAGCUCAGGAGAGGAGAGCCAUCGUGAUUUUGACGGGGGAGAGUGUGACAGGAAACGUGACAUUCAGCCAGGCCGAGGACGGAGGCCCGGUCACUGUGAGAGGUAUAAUCAGUGGUCUGACCGAGGGCAAGCAUGGCUUCCACGUCCACGAGAAGGGUGACCUCAGCAACGGCUGUCUGUCUACGGCCGGCCACUUCAACCCUGAGAAGAAGAACCACGGCGGGCCCGAUGACAAGGAGCGGCACGUUGGAGACUUGGGCAACAUCUCCGCGGACCGCAGCGGAGUGGCCGAGUUCACGUUCACCGACUCAGUGAUCUCACUGGUGGGCGAGCACAGCAUCAUAGGGCGUGGUUUAGUCAUGCACUCAGACCCCGAUGAUCUCGGCCGAGGAGGCUUUAGUGACAGCUUGACCACGGGUCACGCCGGCAGUCGCAUAGCUUGCGGUGUAAUCGGCAUUCAGUGACCUGGCCUCGCUCUGACCUCCGUGUUCAUGGUGCUUAAGAGGCUCUUGCUAUUGUAUUCCUUCCGCAAGUCCUCUUAUACUUUGUACUCCAUUCUUAAAACAAUAACAUAAACGUAUUUUAAUUA
Messenger RNA from Homalodisca vitripennis (glassy-winged sharpshooter), 744 nucleotides. RefSeq names its product superoxide dismutase [Cu-Zn] (gene Sod3). The record is from RefSeq and is a predicted model, not a curated record. Lineage: Eukaryota; Metazoa; Arthropoda; Insecta; Hemiptera; Cicadellidae. The transcript is spliced from 3 exons. Gene Ontology annotation, biological process: removal of superoxide radicals. Gene Ontology annotation, molecular function: copper ion binding; superoxide dismutase activity. Bases 104 to 619 code for a protein of 171 amino acids.